This is a messenger RNA of Parnassius mnemosyne (clouded apollo), 3069 nucleotides long. The record is from the annotation of a GenBank genome assembly. NCBI's taxonomy places the organism in Eukaryota, Metazoa, Arthropoda, Insecta, Lepidoptera, Papilionidae.
AUGAUAUUAAAAGUUGUUGUCAGUAUUAAACUUGAUUUUUAUUCAAGUUAUUUAUUUCACAGGGCUGCUUUUGAAACCAUUAGCAGACAUGUUAUACAACCUUACAACCACGAAUCUUUUUUGGACUUAAGAUUUGCUCGAUUACCAUCUACAAAAGCCUUUGUAGAUAAUUAUGAACCAAGAGAGCACAGAACACCCAAAGAUCCCAUUAAAGUGUGGAUGGCCUAUUUUAAUCUCCUGCGGAUCUCAUUGGGUCCUGGAAUGUUAGGCAUGCCUCUUGCAAUAAGUCAAGCUGGAAUUGUUCUUGGACCUAUUAUUACAGUCAUAGCCGGGAUUAUGGUUUUGCACAUGCAUACAACUUUGUUGUGGUGCCUAAAUGAAAUCUGCAGACAAUUAAGAAUACCUUAUAUAUCGUACCGGUAUGGCUUUCGUGUAGCUCUACUCCAUGGACCUGCAGUUUGUCAGGCAAUGGGUCAUCGCGCUCCGGAAAUUAUAGCUGUAUUUAUGAUUUUAAACCAGAUUGGAAUUUGCACGGUGCAUGUUAUAUUUACAACGGAUAGUUUGCGAGAUAUCAUGGACUGGCAAAGUUCGAAACCAGCCCUGUUAGCGUUGCUGUUGCCUAUUAUGUUUUUGGAUUCCAUAUUGAAAUCUUUAAAAGUGGUCAGCUAUAUUUCUUUGUUGGGAAAUAUUUGUAAUUUAGUUGGCUUGAUAUUGAUACUUUACCACAUGUUACUUGGGAUUUCGCACAAAGAUGUUGAUUUAGUGACCUACAGCUCCAUUACUUGGAUUAUCGUUUUCGGUUGUUUUCUCUAUAAUUUAAGCGCUAUUGGUGUGAUUUUGACCUUAGAGAGAAACCUGUAUAAACCAAAAGCAUUAACUAAACGUUACGGAGUACUCAACAUAAGCAUGAUUUUGAAUAUCUUGAGCUCUAUUGUUUUUGGUGUUCUAGGUUACUUGUCCUUUGGAGUUAUGGACGAGAAUAUUCUGAGGUCGCUUCCAUAUGAUGAUAACUCAACAAUGGCCGCCAUAGGCCUGUAUUUGAUAUCAACCAUCUUUGCAUAUCCUCUUCAAUGCUACCCAGCGAUUCAGAUAUUAAUGGAGGUAAUCAAAAACCAUACUUCAAGAACUCCUUCUGAGAGCACUUUAGAAAUGAUCGAAUACUUCGUAAGGCCAUGUUUCGUGACGAUAACUUUUCUGGUUUGUUACCUAAUACCAUUUCAAGCUCCAUUCGUUGCUUUUGUUGGAAACUUCUGCACAUCAAUGCUAUCGCUCGUCUUCCCUGCGUUAAUGGAGCUCUGCCUAUUGUAUCCCGGUAACUACGGCAAGAAAAACUUUUAUCUAAUAAAGGACCUGAUCAUCAUCACCUUAGGCCUCGUAUGCUGGCUAAACUUGCUACCUUUAUGGACGUGGGAGUGUGUAAACGAAAAAUGUUUGCCGAUGAAAGCAACAAUCUCCGGAAAACUUCAGUCUUUAGUCACGUGCAACAUGUUAUGUUCUACCAUUCAACUUUGGCCUCAACCUACUGGCUCUGUGAGUUUAUCGACCACUGCCGUACCCGUGCGUGCUGAUUUAUUCCAAUUACAAGUGAUGGGCGUUACUUCUCGACCUGUUAAGCAACAUCUGCAGGAUGCGUUUGAAAUAUUUCGUCAGGAAUUACGUUUUACAGAACAAAAAAUACGUGGGUUUGAGGAGUGGCAAAGGGUUAUUGUACGCGUAGGUAUCAAUGGAAGUGCAGACCCUCGCAUGCGUCUCGACACUGAUGAGAGUUAUCGCAUGUCAAUACAGCCUAAGGAAGGGAGCGGCGGUAUCAUGAUUGUGGAUAUAGCUGCGAAGUCGUUUUGUGGAGCUCGACACGGACUUGAAACUCUUGCACAGAUGAUAUGGCUAGAUCCUUACGCUGGGUCUUUGUUAAUGAUGGAAGCUGCUAGCGUGGAAGAUGCACCACGAUUUCGUUAUCGCGGUUUGAUGAUAGAUACAUCCCAUAACUAUUUCCCUGUUCACGAACUUAUUCGCACAAUAGAUGCCAUGGCUACAUGUAAAUUAAACACUUUUCACUGGCAUGCUACCGGUGCUCAAGGUUUUUCAAUAAUGUUUGGUAGUGUACCCCAACUUGCUCAGUAUGCGGGUAAUGAACACGCCGCCAUGUACACUCCAGAAGAUGUACGCACAAUCGCACGAUAUGCUCGGCUUAGAGGUAUUCGCGUGCUCUUGGAAGUCGACAUACCGGCACAAAUAGGUCAUGCAUGGGAUUGGGGUCCCACUAUUGGCCUCGGAGAACUGGCUCAUUGCAUGGAAUUAGAGCCGUGGAUCGCAUAUUGUGACGAACCGCCAUGCGGUCAACUUAAUCCUCGUAAUCUACACGUUUAUGAAAUACUGGAGCGUCUCUUCCUGGAAAUUAUUCAACUUACUGGCGUAGACGAUCUUUUUCACAUUGGUGGGGAUGGGGUCAUUGAACGUUGUUGGGCUGAAGUCUUCAACGACACUGAUCCUAUGGAAAUAUGGCUCGAAUUUACACGGAAAACAUUGCAAAGUUUAGAAAAGGCUAAUAGAAAAUUACCUAAUCUCACGUUGAUCUGGUCAUCUCAGUUGUGUGAAAGAAUUAAAUCGGAUUUGAAAGAAUAUGUUCAUGGCAUUGGAUUACAGGCCCGAAAUGUUGCAUGGAACGAAAACUAUAUUAGUGGUCUGAGAACUGUUUUAUCUAAUGAAGACGCUUGGGACUUAAACAACGGAAUGGGGGCAUGGUACGAAGAUGCACAAGGUGCACCAUAUAAUUCUUGGCAGAGGAUUUAUGAGCAUCGACCAUGGUCACGGAGUACUCUGGGUUGCUUGGAAGGUGGAGAAGCAACUGUGUGGUCUUCAACGUUGGGCGCGGGUGGAUUGGAUGCUCGCGUUUGGCCACGAGCUGCCGCGUUGGCUGAACGUCUGUGGGCAGAUCGUCCCGAGGGCGCUACGCGACCGGUGCAAGCGCGUCUAGAUGUUCACCGCACACGACUCGUCACGAGACACAACAUACAAGCCGAACCCAUGUGGUCCAUGUGGUGUACCCAGAAUACUUACACCUGUCGUUAA